This is a messenger RNA of Didymodactylos carnosus, 1802 nucleotides long. Lineage: Eukaryota; Metazoa; Rotifera; Eurotatoria; Philodinida; Philodinidae. The record is from the annotation of a GenBank genome assembly.
AUCAUGACUAUAGAAAGAAAAUUAUUUUAUUCACGAAUGAAACAGUAGAUUGAUUAUAGUAUGAAAAUAGAAUGAAUAUAGAGUACUGACCACUAAAGAACAUGAUGAAAUCGUACUAUAUUCUUAAUAUAAGAUUCUUAUCAGAUUAUAUAAGAUUCUUAUACAUAAAUUACGCAUUUCCAUCGACUGCCUUAUAAGAUUCUUAUAAGAUUCUUGCAAAUAUUCUGUAAGAUUCCUAUAGGAAUCUUAUAUAAGAUUUGAUCUCUAGGGAUUAAAGAAUCGAGUAAUCUGUUACAACUAUUCUUACGACCUUUCUAAAUUACAGUAAGAAACCUGAUGUAAUAGUUACCUAAGUGUGUAAGACAAGAAAAGAUCAACUGGAAAAAAAUAGCGCGGUGUGUAUCUCGUGCGAAACCAGACAAGUCCGGCAUCUUGAACUACGAUGGUUUCGGAAAAGGAAGUAUUUUUCUGGUAUAAAAUGAAGUAACAUAGCAAAUCGAGCUAUUUUCCAGCGUGGGGGUUUGGAAAGAAACGGUAUAGAUAUUCUGAUUCGUUAUUUUUCGUAGAGUCCGAAUCUGAAAGUCCGCUUUUGGUACAAAGUCUAUUUUUAGAGAAAUAAGCGGAAAACUGGUUUUGCGUGGAAAUUUCUGCUUUUUCUCCACUUUCGUCAUUUUUUUUUCGUUCUGUUAUAUAAAUGUAUUUUUUUUCUUCGAAUGUUUAUUUGAUCAGAGCGUUGCUAAGCAAGAAACAGAAUCGAAGAGAGAAUAAUUUAAUCUUAUGUACAAGUAUAACACAUUCAUGUCCGAACGUACACCGAUGUUUUUUUGCUCUUAUUUUACAAGGAAAACCGAAGUUAUAUCCAGAACAAUAGAAAAUGGACACAGAUUUAUACCUGUCAUUUUUUGAGAGUGACAACUAUAUUUGAUUGCGAAUAAUGACUUGGAAGUAUUUUGCUAUGCUUUGCUGAACGUUUUGCUUCACUUUUCCAAAAAGGAACAAGGGGCAUAACUUGAGCAGACAGUAGUGGAAUAGUCUCCAUAAAAUUCCCAAUAUCUAUCUUUUCUAUCUUAACAUAUCAGUAAAAAUACUUGAAAGUUAUCUUUGAUGUUUUUAUAUUUUACCGAAUAGGAAUAUAAUGCUUUAUUAUCAACAUUUGCUAACUGUCUGGAUUAUAUAAUCAUCGAUAAAUAUCAGUCUUUAUUCAAUGAACAUGUUGAACAAGCUAUGAAACAUGUUAAGAAAAUAUUAAAUGAAGAAGGAAAUAUUCUUGAUGUUGGAACGAGUGAUUCUAUAUUUGAACUACUAACAACAUUAAAAACAAUAUGUUGUUCUGCAUGGCCAGAUCACAUUGAAACCAUACAUGAAUUUCAGUUAAAUAUGAUUUCAAAAUUAUUACAAUCAUCGAACACGGAUUUGAGAACAAAUGGUUUCGAAGAGCAUAAUCAAUCGGUAUUGCAUGACAAUCAUAGUUUUACCUUACUGUUAUCAAUAUGUGAAGAAUUCAAUUCGGAACAAUUCAAAUAUUUAAUUAAUUUAAUUUCAGAAGUAAGUUUCUUAUGAUUGUACAGAAAUGUAAUAGAAAACUAAACUUCUGUAGUCCAUUUGGAACCAUCAAUUUUUUAAUCUUAUGGAAAACUAAUUUAAUUUGAUUCAUAUCAUCUCAGGUUUAUUUCGCAAUUAACGAAAAAAUUGUCUGCGAUUUAAUAAGUCCCAGUGUGGGGUAAAAUGAUGAUUUGCGCAUCGUUUCAUCUCUCCCAGAUUUACCCCAAAAUACCAUUUAGCAUGUUAAAGUUUAUGUAAAU